AUGGCAGCUGAAUAUGUCAAUGGCGCGCUGGGUAUCGGGAGGGUCGAUUGGACGUUCGGAGGCGUUUAUCAGAGAGACAUCGGUUUCUCGAGUUUUCUUACCGAUAGCUAUGCCGCAGAAGAACGGGACUACGUGGAGAUCGAGGAACAUAGGGGCUUAAAAGACGUAGCAAAUGCAGGAGAGGGUCAGAGGAGGAAAGACGUGUUGAAACGGGGUAUCUGGAUCCUGGAUACAAUGCGCAGCGAGUUCGCAGCGCACAGCCGGUCUUCGCGGAGCUCAUAUUUGAACCACUCCAACGCCCUCGUUGAUUCGAAGAAGAUGCGCCUCCUCGUCCCAAGAGGCUCCUGGCUUCGGGAAGUUGCGGUCGAUCAGCAUCAGCAUUCGAUUUGCUGGAUAUCCUUAGUGUUAGAACUUUCCGUAUGUUCCGCUUCUGGAUGUGAAGUCCCAUCGUUCAGCCUUCCUGGCGUCGAGUCUCAGGUUGGUGAAUAG
Messenger RNA from Fomitiporia mediterranea MF3/22, 489 nucleotides. RefSeq lists its product as uncharacterized. NCBI's taxonomy places the organism in Eukaryota, Fungi, Basidiomycota, Agaricomycetes, Hymenochaetales, Hymenochaetaceae. The record is from RefSeq and is a predicted model, not a curated record. The transcript is spliced from 3 exons. Bases 1 to 489 code for a protein of 162 amino acids.